This is a messenger RNA of Suillus plorans, 955 nucleotides long. RefSeq lists its product as uncharacterized. The coding region runs from base 290 to 838 and encodes 182 amino acids. The record is from RefSeq and is a predicted model, not a curated record. Lineage: Eukaryota; Fungi; Basidiomycota; Agaricomycetes; Boletales; Suillaceae. The transcript has a single exon.
CUACCCAGAUCCCCACUUAACCUUGGAGCAUUUUUAUCACUUUCAUGAUUUUCAAUAUAUACACGAUGUUCGAUUGAGAGCACUCUCAGUCAUUUACGACGAUGUCGAGAUAGCCAGGAGUUGGCAGGAUCCUUGAAUGACGCAAGCUCAUCCAGGCCAACGUAAUAGUGGCGCUGACGCGUACAGCGUAUUUAAAUGCACAGGAGCCAACGGUACCAAAUAGUUUUGAUUCAUUACUUCAGCGCCCACCAGGUUCAAUUGUGGUCCAACGACAUCAAGACAGUUCAUUAUGCCAGUCACAGAAUUCGCAUCCCUCUCGUUGAUCCCCCCUAAUACACUCUCCGACCCGCAUGUAAUCGAUUUCUUCUCCAAGGUUUCUUCCUGGCAAUCAUCCUCUUCAGGUUAUCCGUUAACCUUCUUCACAAAUUCAGCAGAGCCUGCUGAGAUCUACCUCAUCACUGGAUGGGAUGACGUGCGCGCUCAUGAAAGAUGGAUAGCCAGCUCCAGAAAUCAGGAGCUUCUUCAAAUCGCGGAGGGGUUCCUCAACAUUAUCGGAAUGGUUCACUUGGACCUGGAUUUUAAUGAAUUCCCAGCGGGAGCCGAGUCACUGGUUUACGUGAGGUCCACUGGAGCCGCGAAGGGUCUAUCAGAUGAGGCAAAAGCAAAGAGUGUGACAUCAAUACGGUGUGGUUGGACUGGGAACGGGAGGGAUGUGCAAGAGAUUGGCACCAGGGUUUAUUAUUUCGCGGAAAGUGAUACCCAUUUAGAGGAUGGUGGAAAGGAGGACACAGCAGCAGUGCACGCAAGGACCCAUUUGAAGAGGGUGAAGUUCACUUAAUACAUCUUGCUUCAUUGUAUUUUCUGCCCUUCGUGUUAUUACUUGUACAAAUGUUAUAUAUGCUAUGUUAUGGUGAUGGUUUGUGAAAAAUAUACAUGUACUUGUUCAUUAACAAGG